Haliotis rubra (blacklip abalone) is the source of this 2648-nucleotide messenger RNA. RefSeq names its product receptor-type tyrosine-protein phosphatase T-like. Gene Ontology annotation, biological process: protein dephosphorylation. Gene Ontology annotation, molecular function: protein tyrosine phosphatase activity. The transcript is spliced from 15 exons. The record is from RefSeq and is a predicted model, not a curated record. The coding region runs from base 205 to 1638 and encodes 477 amino acids. Lineage: Eukaryota; Metazoa; Mollusca; Gastropoda; Lepetellida; Haliotidae.
AAAAUAUAUUCACAUAGUUUACCCCAACAAUUUCAGGCCAUUCCCUAUGGCGCGAGACGUUCCCAUGAGGUUGGAAAGAAGCCGGACAACAAGAACAAGAACCGCUUUGUCGCUCUGUAUUCCUAUGACCAUUCCAGAGUCGUGCUGACGGAGGGAGGAGACUAUAUCAACGCUAACUACAUCACAGGACAUGAUGACACUACCAUGUACAUAGCAACACAAGGUCCGACACCUGCAACGAUCACUGACUUCUGGCAGAUGGUGUGGCAAGAGAAUGUCAUGGAAAUCGUCAUGCUGACAAAUCUGAUGGAAAAGAAAAAGAAAAAGUGUGCACAAUACUGGCCUGCUGAACAUAGGAGUUGCCGCUAUGGAAGCUUCAGCGUGACCAACAAGACGGCAGUCGUGAGACCUGACUAUAUAGCCUCAACAUUUCUGGUUACAAAAACUACUGAAGAGCGACUUGUCAGACAUUUCCACUUCACGUCUUGGCCUGACCAUGGUGUUCCUUCUGCCCCAGCUCUGGUCAACUUCUGGAGACUGGUCAAACAGGCUGAUACAGAGGGAAGACCCUUGGUCGUUCAUUGCAGCGCUGGCGUUGGCCGAACAGGGACAUACAUUGCUCUGGAUCAUCUGAUGGACGAGGCUGACAGUGACAACAAAGUCAACGUGUUCUUGUGCGUGGGGAAGAUGAGAGAAGCACGGAUGAACAUGGUCCAAACAGUCAGCCAGUAUGAGUUCGUGCAUGAUGUUGUGUUGGAAGCAAUACGAAGUCGAGGAACGUGCUACACGUUGGCGGAGUUUGAAAAAGAGUUUGGCCAAGAAGCGACGUUUACUGAACCACAGGACACCAAACUCAGAAAACAAUUUUUGUUACUGCAAGACGUUACGUCCAGAGUGGCAGAGGAAGCCACAUCGACAAGUCUUCUGCCUGAAAAUACUUCUGAAAACAGGAGUCCAAAUAUACUUCCGGGAAGCAAGACGAGACUUCAUCUGAGUAUACCGGUUCACCAGCGCAAAGACUACAUCAAUGCUGUAGUUUUGUCUUCUGUUCUCCGGCCCAGCAACCUGAUAGUCACCAAGACACCCCUGCCAGACACCGUGGUGGACUUCUGGAGACUUGUGUACGACCAUGACUGUCGUACCGUUAUCUGCCUGGAUGACUCCAAGAAGGUGAAGAACGUAUAUCCCAAAGAAAACCAAAACUUUAAACGGGGACCAUUCACUAUUGCACAUGCGAGCGAGGAACCAAGCCGGGAGAUGUAUACACAGAGAAGGUUUACCGUUGUCUACAAGGGCUGUGAGCGACCCGUCGAUGUGUUCAGUCUCAAGUGUCUUAACAUGAUGUCCCAACCAGCAUCACUACUGGAGUUGGUCAACAGCGUGCACAUGGUCAUCACUUCCGCUGACCACAAAGUCCUUGUCCAUUGCCAUGACGGCGCUAGUGUGAGCGUCGUCUUCUGCAGUGUCCUGAACAUCAUCAGCAGACUGAGGCUGGACGGGGACGUGGACAUCUUCCUCACCAUCCGGGAACUGCAGCGUGUUAGACCACAGUUCAUGCAGUCCUUUGAGUACUACCAGCUGUGUUACAACAUGGUAAAGGAAUACAGCCGUGCGGCCAGUAUCUACGCCAACAUGUGACCACUGCUAUGAGGGCCCUUACAUGUCAUGACAUUUCUUUCUAGAACAUGACGCUGGAUCUAUUACAAGUGUGUGUGUUGAUGCUGAUGUCUGUGUCUGUGUUCAAAGGCAUUCCCUUCGUGGCAUGUCCGUUCUGGAGUAAUUUCACAAUGGUCAGUUGGCUGAAUCUGACCGUUCAUGAAAUUUUAACGUCAGCUUUAUUCCAAGACAUGUGCUGAUGAUAAAACUGACAUUUUCUCGCUUGUUAUUAUGCCCUAAACGUUUUACAAUCCAACUGCGCUUGUACAGUUUGUUCUACCUGAAGAAUCGAGUUCGAUUCUAUGCAGUGUGUGAAGUCCAUUCGAGGUGUCCCUCUUAUCUUGCUGGAAUAUUGUAAAAAUCGGCUAAAACUAUGCACACUCGCUCACUCACCCAGUAAUAUCCUUGCUGGCAUGUAUCUGUUAAGGAUGACUAUCAUUUAGUAUGGAUCACAACAUUCUUUGUACUUUUUAUUAUUCCCCCGGUAUCUGACACAAGGGACAUAGUUAUGCGCUUGUCUGUCCGUCCCUAAUGUUUUUCUUUCCGAGCCAUAUCCCUUAACUAAUAGACACUCUUUCAUAAAUAUUUGUACACACAACUGGUGCUUUUUGCUGUUAAGGGAGUUUUAGAACUUUAGUUUUUCCCCGAUUCCACGGAAUGUGACCAUUAACUCUCAUCAAAAUUGUGUGUUUGUCCGGAAUUCAUCUCUAAGACUAACAAGAAUCUAAUUAUCAAAAUUGUCACACACAGAGAUCAGAUUGUCAAGUGCCGUCUUUUUCCAAUUAAGGACUUUUUAGAAUUUGCAUUUUGUCACAUUUCCGUGGAAACAAGUUUGACUUGGCUCAUAACGGUGUGCUGUCCCUGUUUCAUAUGUCCCUGAAUAAAAGGUAUUCUUUCAUGAGACUUUGUACACAAAACACAGUUUUUCAACCAACUAGUUCUUGCUGCUAUUUAGGGAAUUUAAAAAUACGAUUUUGUUUCCAUGGCAACAA